UAGAGAUUGUAGUUAUUCUUCAGGCGAAUCCAGGCGAUUUCUUUUACUUCGAUCGCUAGUGAACCGAUUGUCACACAUACACCUUUCAGUUUCACACCUAGAACCCCUGGCUUAGAAGACAUCGUCUCAGAAUCCGUCUCGUUGACAUGCUGGCUGACAAAGGAUAAGUUUUGGGUAGUGUCAUCGUGUCGUUGUCGUUGUAGCCAUCGUCAUGCCCAAACGGAAGAUCGAGGAGGUCGACCUGACCCCACCGGGGUCUGAAGGUGAUGAGAGUAGCAACAGUAGCGGAGGUACAGACAGCAGUGUGGAUGUGUCUGUCAAAGGAUGUUUCCAGAAAUCCAAAAAGCCAAAACAUUCCGUGAAUUUUGAAGGUGUGAAAGUGUAUUACUUCCCACGUAUUCAAGGUUUUACCUGCAUUCCCAGUGAGGGGGGAUCAACUCUUGGUAUGGGAGACAAGCACACGUAUGAGGAAGAUUUCACUCUGGGAGAGUACUCCAAGGAGCAGAGGCGCAUCCACAAGAUGAUCGUGGAGGAACAGAAGCAGCAAGGUAAACUCGUGCACCUCCUAAAGCCCUCCAAGCCAGUGACUCUAGAGGAGAAGAGUGACUCCGAUCACGACUCCGACAGUGACUCUGAAAGCGACCCCGAGGUGGACGACUACUACUUCCUGCAACCAGUCCCCAUCCGCCAGAGGCGCUUGUUGCUGCGCCAAUCAGGCGUCAAGAAAAUAGACGGCCAAGAAAAAGAAGAGUGCAAGACGAUUCGCACAUCACGUGAAGUGUGCGGCUGCGAUUGCAAAGUGUUUUGCGACCCUGCCACUUGCGCCUGCAGUUUAGCGGGGAUUAAGUGCCAAGUGGAUCGCUUGUCAUUUCCGUGCGGUUGCACGAAGGAUGGUUGCGGAAAUCAUGCAGGUCGCAUCGAAUUCAACCCGAUCAGGGUCCGAACACAUUUUAUUCACACGCUCAUGAGGCUGGAGCUUGAGCGGAAAGACGCUGAAACAAAAGCUUUGAAAGCCCAGCGGCAGUCCUUACACAAUGGCACAGCGCAAACGCAAAAGGAAGAGCAAGCGAAAGAGCUUGUGCCGACAGAGGAGAAUCUGGAUGAAGACCAGUGGGAAUACAAUAGCAAUGAGAAAGGCAGCUGUAGAGAUUGCCAGAAUUCUGAAAUCUGUCAUGUCAUGAUGCAGGAAGCGCAGGCGCAGUAUGCCAGGACUUUGGAAAAUGAGCAGCGCUGCCUGCCACAACAACAGCAACACUUCACGCCAGACUUGCACGGGGUGAGUCUUCAGAACAUUGCGCCUCAGGCAGGCGGCAUCGCGUCGCCCCUUCCCCGGGUUCUUCUUUUUAGCGACAAUGAGGAGGAAUUUUACACGGCAGACAACACGACAAGCAUGUUCCAUUUUAAACAGGAGGAAAGCUCAUACUCUGAGAGCAGUGACUGUUCAAGUGAAAACAGCAUUGAUAAUAGCAAUAACUACAACAAGUCAUAUCAGAGUCUGUCAACUUUUGACUCCAGCACAACAGCCAACGGCAGCGCAGCGAGUUUCUGCACAGAUAAUGGAGGAUCUGUCACCCAAUCAGAGCCUCAGAAAUACAUUGAUCUCAACAACUCUCCUGCUCCAGGCAUGUUUAAGCUUGAGCCAAUGGCUGGUGUUUUGAAUGGCGUUCGUCCUGCAGAGUUUGCAGAGAGUGUCCAGUCAGCUGUUUUGCCAGCUUGGCCCGAAAACGGUGAAUCCGCGAACUAUGCGCCAUGCACCAAGGCGUAUCCCCCGCCCACUGAAUCCCACCCCUCCCAGCCUCCUUUCUCAUACACUACAAUGACAGACACAACUUCUGAUCAGUUGGCUGAGAGGUGCCCAGGAAUAUCCACCCACAUGAAGAAUCAAAAUCUGAGCAAAGACGUGAACGGUGAAUUAGCUCCCUUUACGCCAGGUUCCACAGGAUCCCUGCACUCUGAUUCAGAUGUCCUAUGUGGUGGUAGCCUGGACGGUUUUCCUCUAAGCCCUCCGCAGACCACAGACAACACCUGCAGCGGCAUUGGCAGCGACUCGUCCAGGUCACCUGUGUACACAGAGGUCAACGGUAACCCACUGGGUGUCGCGGAAAACGAUUCCGCUGACCUCUCAAAAUCGCUGUUUAACUUCGAAAAAAGCGACAAUCAUCUUCAGACUCCAACAUCUGUCGACAUGAAAAGUGUGGCAUUAUCGGGCAACCUUGGGAUUGAGUUUGCCUCAGAGAUAUCAGUCGCGCAUGACUCCCAUUCUGACUCCCAGGGAAACUUCACAAGUGCUAGCCUAAAGCCCAUAGACGGCAAGCCUAAUUUUGGUGAGCUUAUUAAGGAAUCAUUGGUUGAAACAGCCAUUGCUUGACAAUUUAUUUUUUUUUUUUUUUUUCACAUUUCUGAAGAUGGAUCAAAUUUUCAUGCAAUUUGCUAAAAGAUUUUCGUACAAUAUUUAUAUGGAUCACAAGUCUUGUCAGAAAAUUUUGUAAUGUUUGAGGAGUGAAAGUGUACAUUUCCAUGACAACUGGAAUGAAAAUGGCGGCCGUUGAAAUUACACUGUAAUUUUGUUCAGGGUAUUCAUGUCGGCUCCUGUGAAAAUUUUCAACAAAAUGCACAAUGAUUAUUCUUGUGCAUCGGCAGCAUCACAAGAUUUUGCAUGCUUGCAUUUAAGAGGAUUUCGAAAGGUCGCAAGUUUAUUUUAGACAGCGAAGAGUGCUUAAUUGACACAGUUGGAAUGUUGCCAAAUUGAGUUGUCUUUCCUUGAAUGGGAGCAAAGGGAUUGUGACUUGUGAAAUGACCCAGUACUCAAUACUCAUGGUGUUUUCAUGGAGAGAUAUUUUAUAAGAGAAUCCCAGCUAACAGAAGUGGUUUUCAGUUCAAAUGUUGAACGUCCUCGUUUUACAUACUGUAUACAUGGUUUAAUAUUUGACAGAACAAUCAUAUGGAGAGUUUAUCGUCAGAUAUUUUUAUCGGACCUGAGCAGAAGUCUUGUUGACCUGCAGGCAAGCUACUGAGAGAAUGAUGCUGAUAUUGUCAUACACAUUUACGUGUUCUUCUGAAUGAAUUUCUUUUUUUUUUUUCUACAAAAAUCAUGAUAAUCAAAGAUUCAGAUCACCUCCACAUUUUAUCUACAUUUCAUCCAGUCGCAUAUCAAACUGAUGAUGAUUUCAGGUUUUUGUUUUUUUUUCUCGUUAGUUUAAAUUAAUUAAGUGUCAACACAACCAGGAUGUGUGUGGUGACCAUGUCAGUUUGAAGACAAAAUGAGAUCCAUUUUUGCAACAAUCAACAGUCCAAGAGAUAAAAUGUUUGCCAUUCACAAGCGUUUCUUAAAUUGCCAAAGUUAUUACAGUUUUUUUGGUUAACUCUUUGAGUAAUGUUUGUUUUAUUUAAAGAUCUACCCACAUACAUGUGCAUACAUGUAGUCAUUGUUGAUCUGUUUUUCUGGUGGUAUUUUACAUAUCAAAAGUCACAACUCCCUUGUUAAAAUGAUGGCAUGCAGUUUGUUUUU
Molecule: messenger RNA, 3508 nt
Organism: Liolophura sinensis
Lineage: Eukaryota; Metazoa; Mollusca; Polyplacophora; Chitonida; Chitonidae
Product: cysteine/serine-rich nuclear protein 3-like
Exons: 4
Coding region: 212-2368 (718 amino acids)
Biological process (GO): regulation of transcription by RNA polymerase II
Cellular component (GO): nucleus
Molecular function (GO): DNA-binding transcription factor activity, RNA polymerase II-specific; sequence-specific DNA binding
Source: RefSeq, a predicted model, not a curated record